AUGGUCAGCACAAUCCACACAGACAACGAAGAUGAACUUCGUGUUGUUGCGCGCCCGGUGCGCAAAACGAAACCUACAGCAGCACUUCUCCAACAUUCAGAGAAGGCAGCCAUCCCUUCCCAAAUGAAAGCAAUCAACGACUUCCGUGCUGCUGAAGCUGCAAAACUCGCCACUGAAUGCCAACUAGUUGCUGCCGACCAAACUGAAAUCUCUCCUGCUCCCGAGAACAGCAAAAGGGUACGGAGUGAAGGGAUUUUUGACACUGACAUUGAAAAGAGUGACGACGAGCAUGAAAAUGCCCAAAAACGAGUCCGUCAAGCCACUGUAACGGAAGAUCGUGAUGAUGACCAUGAUGACGAGUGUGAAAAUGCCCAUAUAAAUCCCAAACCAAAACGAGUCCGUCAAGCUGCUGUAAUGGAUCAAGAAGAUGUCGAUGAGGAUGGAAUUCUUGCCGAUAUUGAUGUCCAGCCAAUUACUGACCCUGGUCCCUCACGAGAGGAUAGGACUCGCGACCUUGAUAGAUUUUUCGGUAAACCUUUUGAGCGCACCGGUGCUAAUGGAAUAGUGAAAAAGCAUCGUAAAUGCACCGCAUCAGCAAUAUCUCACAUUUCCUUUUCGGUCUGA
This is a messenger RNA of Suillus plorans, 624 nucleotides long. RefSeq lists its product as uncharacterized. NCBI's taxonomy places the organism in Eukaryota, Fungi, Basidiomycota, Agaricomycetes, Boletales, Suillaceae. The transcript is spliced from 3 exons. Bases 1 to 624 code for a protein of 207 amino acids. The record is from RefSeq and is a predicted model, not a curated record.